This is a messenger RNA of Paramormyrops kingsleyae, 2672 nucleotides long. The record is from RefSeq and is a predicted model, not a curated record. NCBI's taxonomy places the organism in Eukaryota, Metazoa, Chordata, Actinopteri, Osteoglossiformes, Mormyridae.
UAUAGGGCGUGUUGUGAGGGUGACUCGGCGGGAGUGUGACUCGAAAUGAAGGCGGAGUGUCGAGGGUAUAGUUUGGGAUUGGGCCUAAAACUGUUUUAGCGAACUUUAACCCCUUGCGCUAUAAUGUCGAUCGGUACUGAACUGAAAAUAAGAAAAAGCCUGAUCUUAAUCUAGCUCACUAGCAAUUGUAAGAAUUGUAUGUGCGUAACAUGCGAUGCUGGUAUUAAUGUCGCACACUGUUCAGCCCUAUAAUACAAUACAGGCAUUCUUCGAAUUCAGUACAAAAUACCCCGCCUCGCCGGUACCAGUUUUUACGCCAUUGGAAAACCAACACCUUGAAGCGCCCUACUUUUGGUACUUUCACAAAGUACGAAAAAAAAAAACACUAUACCUGCGGUGGAAACGCGCCUCCUUUAAACUGCUAUUGUACUCAUAACAUUGACAGAAAGGGCGAGCUCAGAAUAUAAACCAGGUUUCUAUCAUUUUAGGCGGUUUUUCAGAGCUCAUAUAUUAAUCAGAAUCAGAAAACUUUUAUGGCUCCUGGGGAAAUAGUUUGUAAUUAAGACUGCACAGUAAACAACCACACAAAAAGACAAAAAAAAUAGGCAAAACACAGUAUCAUAUAGAGUAUAACUAUUUCUGAAUAGAUACGAUAUUAUUGCAAAUGUGCCCUGGGUGAUUCACCGGUUGUACAUUUUGUCGGAAGGAAUGUUUUCCUGAGGCGCUCGGUGGAGCAUUUUAAGUCCAGCUGUAUGCGGCUGAAUGCGCUCUUCUGUCCAACCACAGCAUUAUGAAGCGGAUGAGCAGCAUUGAGCACAAUAAACCGAAGUCUGGACAGCAUCCUCCUCUGCGCUAGUGUCGAUAGUGUCGAGUUCCUUCCCUAGAACCGGCCCAGCCUUCAUGAUUAACUUGUUGCGUCUGCUGGCAUCAGCCACCUUGACAUUGCUGCCUCAGCAGGCACUUGCUACCGCAGGCUCGCAGAACAUCCGCAGACUCCUUCCUUGUUUAUAAACAGCAGUGCAGUUCUUAGAUCAGUCCAGUUUGCUAUCUAGGUGGACACCCAGACAUUUAUAAUCCUGUACAAUCUCCCCGAAUGAACCUAAUAUUAAAGGAAUAUUUUUGAACAAAUUUCUUUACGUUAUCUUAUUAGGAGCAUGUAAAUAAAUUAAUGAAAAAUAAACCAGCAAGUGAACAGAAAAUACAGUAUGUGUAAAGAGUUUGCGUAUUUAUGGUCCACAGUGAGAUAUACGCACUGUCUGUAAUCCAAAAGCCUAGGAAACAGGGCAACUGUAGGAUUUGACCAUUGGGGGGGAAGGGGCUCAGCCCCCUGCAGGGACCAUUUGAAGAAAUACAGGACGCCAACACCCUCCACGAAAAAAAUUGGGGGUUGCGGGGUUUUCCGGCUAUAAGUUUUCUACGAAAUGUGUACUCCGUAAGGAUUAAUCGCUUACUGGAGCUACAGUUUUUUUCAGUGUGGCUGAGACAAAAAAUAGGGUCUAAAACCAAUUAUCCUAGGAAGAAAUGACGUUUCUUUGAAUUACUUUUCAGGGCCAGUCAUCAACUUUUAAAGGGAAGCUGACGACCACCCUCUUCCAGGGCUUGACUGGCCAUCUGGCGAACCCGGACUGCGCUGCCUCCGCAUAUUCCACUAACCCGGUCAGCGGCCAGCUGCGCUGUCAGAGACUCAGGAAACAACUUCCCUGUAACAUAUGUCCUUAAGCCAUAAGGCAAUGAGAACUUGUAGCAUCAUCUGGCUCGUCUGCCUGCUUUUGGAGGAAGCUGGGGCGUGGGGCUUUAAGGACGGCAUUCUUCACAACUCCAUAUGGCUUGAACAAGCAGCUGGAGUGUACCAUCGUGAGUCACGCAAGGGGAGGUACCAGCUCACCUACAAGGAAGCCAAGGCCGUCUGCGAGUUUGAAGGGGGUAAACUGGCAACAUAUGACCAGCUGGAGGCAGCCCGUAAGAUAGGUUUCCAUGUGUGCUCGGCUGGCUGGUUUGACAAGGGGCGAGUUGGCUACCCCAUCGUCAAACCGGGGACCAACUGUGGCUUUGGCAGAGUUGGCAUCAUCGACUACGGUUACAGGCUGAACAAGAGUGAACGGUGGGACGUCUAUUGUUACAACCCCAAUGGGAAGCAGUGUGGAGGAAUUCUGACAGAGCAGCACAGACUUAUUAAUUCCCCUGGGUACCCAGAUGAGUAUGAGGAUGAGCAGAUCUGCUACUGGCACAUUCGCCUGCGCUACGGACAGCGGGUGCAGCUGCGUUUCCUGGAAUUCGACGUGGAGGAUGACACUGCCUGCCUCUCUGACUACCUUGAGAUUUAUGACAGCUAUGACGACGUCUCUGGCUUUGUUGGGAGAUUCUGUGGUGAUGAUUUACCAGAGGACUUCAUCAGUACAGGAAAUGUCAUCACACUGAAGUUUCUCUCCGACUCCUCCGUGACAGCUGGUGGAUUCCAGCUGGAAUACUUUGCGGUCGACUCACCUACAAACUCACCAGCAAACAUCACCGCAAGUCCAACUAUGCUGAGCAAUGAAUGACGUGUUUGACGUAUUCAUCAGCCUUACCCUCUUAGAUUAAUAAAAUGCCUUAAAUGUGUGUAAUAUCUGUAUUUAUAACUUUUUAUAUUCCUUCAUAAGAAAUAUAUGGUAUUAAACACAGUUCUCCAUCUA